AUGACAUUGGGAAAAUUCAAACUUUCAAACACCAAUAGUGCCUCGUCAUCAACUAACUUAAGUAGCUCUAAUAACUCUAUCAACUGUAAGGCUGCAAGAACUGUUGAUACAGACGAUAUAGAUGAAAACGAUGAAUCAGGUCAAAAUAUUAUAUUGAGUAUCAUUGCUCAGUUAAAGCCAGGCUGUGAUCUAUCAAGGGUGACUUUACCAACAUUUAUUUUAGAAAAAAAGUCAAUGCUAGAAAGAAUCACCAACCAAUUACAAUUUCCUAGUAUCUUACUUGAUGCACACUUAGAAGAAGAUGAAUUAACAAGAUUUAUCAAGGUUAUCAAGUGGUAUCUGGCUGGUUGGCAUAUUGCCCCAAAAGCAGUAAAAAAACCGCUUAAUCCUGUACUUGGUGAGCAUUUUACUGCCUAUUGGGAUCUUCCAAACAAGCAACAAGCCUUCUAUAUUGCCGAGCAAACGAGCCACCACCCUCCCAAAUCUGCUUAUUUUUAUAUGAUUCCAGAGUCUCAUAUCAGAGUUGAUGGUGUAGUCAUUCCAAAAUCAAGAUUUUUAGGUAAUUCAACAGCUGCUAUGAUGGCUGGUUUGACAGUUUUACAAUUUCUCGAUAUUAAGGACUCAAAAGGAAACCCUGAAAAGUAUACCUUGACCCAACCAAAUAUGUACGCAAGAGGCAUCCUGUUCGGUAAAAUGAGAAUUGAAUUAGGUGACCACAUGGUAAUUAAGGCACCAAAUUAUUACGUCGAUAUUGAUUUCAAAACUAAGGGAUUUAUAUCAGGAACUUACGACGUGAUAGAAGGUAUAAUUAAGGACUACAAUGGUAAGGAAUAUUAUGAAAUUUCAGGUAAAUGGAAUGAUGUUAUGUAUUUUAGAGACCUCAGAAUUAAAAAUGCUAAGAAGGUAAUUCUAUUUGAUACUCAUAAUGACGUCCGUUCUGUACCACAAGUUCGUCCACUAAAAGAACAGGGGGAAUACGAAUCAAGAAGAUUAUGGAAAAAAGUAACCGAUGCUUUGGCAGCCCGUAAUCAUGAGGUUGCAACGGAUGAGAAGCUUAAAAUUGAGAAUUACCAGAGAGAACUGGCGAAAAAAAGAGUAGGCGAUGGCGUAGAAUUUCAUCCAAAACUUUUCAAAGACGGUAAGCCAGAAGAUGACCUUGACUUCUAUAUCUAUAAGCAUAUUCCUGAUGGUGAUGAUUAUGAAGAACAAAUCAAAAGCAUUUUGGAAAUUGCUCCAAUAUUACCGGGCCAAAAAUUCACUGAAAAGUUCUCAAUUCCUGCAUAUAAGAAACAUCAUAUUCAGGAAAAGCAGCUUUCUCAACUAUCCAGUUAA
Kazachstania africana CBS 2517 is the source of this 1332-nucleotide messenger RNA. It is a transcript of the gene OSH7, whose product is annotated as oxysterol-binding protein related protein OSH7. Gene Ontology annotation, molecular function: sterol binding. Lineage: Eukaryota; Fungi; Ascomycota; Saccharomycetes; Saccharomycetales; Saccharomycetaceae. Gene Ontology annotation, cellular component: membrane; cortical endoplasmic reticulum; cytosol. Bases 1 to 1332 code for a protein of 443 amino acids. The record is from RefSeq and is a predicted model, not a curated record. The transcript has a single exon.